Molecule: messenger RNA, 889 nt
Organism: Clarias gariepinus (North African catfish)
Lineage: Eukaryota; Metazoa; Chordata; Actinopteri; Siluriformes; Clariidae
Gene: anapc10
Product: anaphase promoting complex subunit 10
Exons: 5
Coding region: 136-693 (185 amino acids)
Biological process (GO): protein K11-linked ubiquitination; anaphase-promoting complex-dependent catabolic process
Cellular component (GO): anaphase-promoting complex
Source: RefSeq, a predicted model, not a curated record
CGUCAUCAUCGUGCGCGAGGACCGGGAAAGAAGGCUAAUUCGAAAUUGCGACGGAAUAAAACCGAGAGGAAUAUGUUCAGUCCAUCUGAUUAAAAUCGGAAAAACAAACAAACAACGUUUCUCUGCACACUGAAGAUGGCAGCCGCUGCUAAGACCCCUCCGGGCGCCGACCCCAAACAGCUGGAGCGCACGGGGACGGUCCGCGAGAUCGGAUCUCAGGCCGUGUGGUCGCUGUCGUCCUGCAAGCCCGGGUUCGGAGUGGACCAGCUGAGGGACGAUAAUCUGGAGACGUACUGGCAGUCAGACGGCUCUCAGCCUCACCUUGUCAACAUCCAGUUCAGGAGGAAGACGACGGUGAAGAUGCUCUGCAUUUACGCCGAUUAUAAAUCAGACGAGAGCUACACUCCCAGCAAGAUCUCCGUCCGGGUCGGGAACAACUUCCACAACCUGCUGGAGAUCCGGCAGUUGGAGAUGGUGGAGCCGAGCGGUUGGAUCCACAUCCCGCUCCUGGACCUGGUGAACAACCCCAUCAGGACCUUUAUGAUCCAGAUCGCGGUGCUGGCCAACCACCAGAACGGCCGAGACACACACAUGCGCCAGAUCAAAGUCUACACCCCUGUGGAGGAGAGCUCCAUUGGCAAAUUCCCACGAUGCACCACGGUCGACUUCAUGAUGUACCGCACCAUCAGGUGACCCGAAGCUCCAGCUGGUCCGUGAGAUACGACGGGUCCUGAUGAUACACACCUCGUCUCCCUGACUGUUCGAGUGUUCUUUUUAACAGGGUGGUUGUUGUUUUUUUUUUAGCUUUAUCCUGAAUUGUCUUCACUGUAAAGUAUGUCUUCAGAAUGUUUACUGUACAGAUAAUAAAAUAGAUUUUAGUUUUGUUCUG